UCUUUUACUUGCAUUGACUGCAAAUCUGUAAACGUUCCUAAGGUACCUCGUACAGAAGAAUAAGUGAAGAGACGGACGAGUGAAAACGAGUGAAAAUGGUGUUGGAAAUUUAUUUGGACCUCGUUUCUCAGCCUUGUCGCUCUGUCUACAUUUUCGCCAAAAAGAACAACAUCCAGUUUGAGUACAAAAAGUUGUCUUUGAUGUCAGGCGAGCACUAUAAUGAAGAGUUUGGCAAGAUCAACCCAAUGAGAAAAGUACCUGCAAUCCGAGAUGGAGAUUUUUGUCUGGGUGAAAGCGUUGCCAUUAUGCAGUACCUGCAGAAGUAUGGCACCCCGGACCAUUGGUAUCCAGCCGAUGUGCAGAAGAGAGCACGUGUAAAUGAGUAUCUGUCCUGGCAGCAUUCAGCCAUGAGACCCCAUGGGUCCAAGGUGUUCUGGCUAAGGCUCAUGAUUCCAAAAGUUUUGGGCGUGGAGGUUCCCAAAGAAAAAAUGGAUGCGGCGUUAGAGGAUCUCAACAACUCGCUGAAGCUUAUCGAGGAAAAGUUUCUUGACGACAGACCUUUCAUCGCCGGAGAGCAGAUCUCACUGGCUGACCUGGUCGCUAUUGUGGAAAUCAUGCAGCCUGUAGGUUCUGGUUUGGAUGUCUUUAAAGGACGGCCCAAACUGAGCGCAUGGAGGGAUCGAGUUCGGGCUGCUGUCGGCGGCGAACUGUUCGACGAAGCUCACGAAAGAAUCCUCCAGGCGCAGGAGAUGGCCCAAACCAUGGACGGCAGCACUCUGCAGCACUUUAAACCCAAGAUUCUCAAAAUGUUCCUAUGAAUCAAUAAAAAUGCAGGAGUACUUGA
Messenger RNA from Silurus meridionalis, 844 nucleotides. RefSeq names its product glutathione S-transferase theta 1b (gene gstt1b). The record is from RefSeq and is a predicted model, not a curated record. Gene Ontology annotation, molecular function: glutathione transferase activity. Gene Ontology annotation, cellular component: cytoplasm. NCBI's taxonomy places the organism in Eukaryota, Metazoa, Chordata, Actinopteri, Siluriformes, Siluridae. Gene Ontology annotation, biological process: glutathione metabolic process.